This is a messenger RNA of Fonsecaea erecta, 1254 nucleotides long. RefSeq lists its product as hypothetical. The transcript is spliced from 2 exons. Bases 1 to 1254 code for a protein of 417 amino acids. The record is from RefSeq and is a predicted model, not a curated record. NCBI's taxonomy places the organism in Eukaryota, Fungi, Ascomycota, Eurotiomycetes, Chaetothyriales, Herpotrichiellaceae.
AUGGUGUCACCGGGAGCCAUGGAUGACCUUCACCCACCACCCGGUACAGACGCGCAAGGAUCGCAAUCUCACCUGUUUCCUGCCCCAAAUCUGAGCAGCGUCCCAGGCAGUGAACUACGCAAACUCACCGACGCCGUGAUCGUCGCCGCCGAGUCCAACGGCGAGCUCUAUGCUCCUAUCUUCCGUCGGCUACAGAUCCGACCGGAGAAGUACCAGAUUUUCCACAGUGGCGUCGUCCGUGUCAUUCGAAAUCGACACCACAAGCUCAUCCAACGAGCCUCUGAUGCCAGUCUGAGGAACAUGACCGAACUCCUACUCCGAGCUUUCGGGUACAUCGUCUGGAAAGCCGACUCGGAGUGGCUCUUGAGCGGGCCAGAGCUCGACCAGGGGGAAGACAGAUUGGUCUACGUGAGAGGCAAGGAUCACCUUACAGACCCAAGAUUCUAUCCCAUCCUCGAGGAUCUCUGGCGCCAAAUGCGCAGUAUGAUGUUCACCCGUCGUGGACGCGGCUCAAAGCCUCAUGGCAGAGCGGGCAGUGUCGCAGCAGCUGACGCGGAAGACUUGUACCUGGCCGAGAUCGACACGCGUUCCUCUUCACCCGUGGCCUUGAGCCAUGCUCGCGUCCGAGGUCGAGCUACUACGAAGCUGGACAACCUGGCCGCCCAGAUUGCGCGACUAGUUCCUCACCCCCAGCCGAACAUGAGUGCCGAACGUACAGAGGAGGCAAUCGUUGACCUUAUUGGUCGUCUCGCCGAGAUCCGCGCCCACAGUGACCCACGCACGUUUCAGGAACUGUGGCAGAUGCAUAUCAUGCGAGUUGAGGAGCUGGAUGAUGGGCAAGAACUGGAUGACGAGGCGGAGCCCGAGUCGAAGAAGAUCAAGAUCAACACCACGAGCCUUACCACCGCGAACGAGAGCCAUUCUGGUGUUGCUCGCAUCCACGACGACCGUCACGAGCAGCGGGUAUCGCCAUCGAACGUGCCAUUCAUGACGGAGGGUAUCCCAGUCUUGCCACGCUCACUGGUCUCCCAGGGCGUUAUUCGGCCGUCUCUUCCGUCACUCAUGUCGGUCUAUAUCAGCGUCUCUCGUCUACCUGCGCGAGGCCAUUUCAACUCCAUUUCGCACACGGCGGCCCCGUCCCUCGCACAAGCGUACCACUGGUCCUCGGCACCCGUCGAGGAGCACAGUCUCGCACCCUUUUUCACCGGCAUCUGCUACCGCGCCAACGUCUCCCGGUCCGCUGUUCUGGGUUAG